GCAACAUUAUUUGCCAUUUUUUUGUUAUUGUUUGUUUACGUGCGUGAUUUUUAAUGUCAUUGUACAAUUUUGUGCAUAAAUAAAUACAAGUAAUAAACUAUAAAGUGUCUAAAUUGUGCCCAAUUACCACUUUUUAUGGAUGAUUAUACCUAAGUAUAUUCAAUGCGUUCACCUCAUGAAGAUGUACUAAGUUUUUCUGUAUGAAGUCAUGAUAAUUUACCUUGCUACUAUAAAACCGAUGCAUAAAAUUUACCAUUAAUUCCUAAUUCGCCUUGUAAUUAAAGACGCCCAGAUAACGCACUAGGUUUCUUUAUAAAAAUGGAAUCCGUCAUUUCAUCAGAUGAAGAUACUGUUGGUCUGAAAAAUCAACUCAGUGAUUUUGGCCUUGAAGAAGAAAAUUUAAGCAAGGAAGAAAUGAGAGAAUUGUUAAGAGCACUUAACUAUUCAAAGAAAACUGUUGAAGAGGAUGAAUUAUUACGGCAAAAGACCGAAGACACCAGUACCAGCACAAUAUCUCCAAAAGUGAAUAUGAAAAGGAGAUACAUUAAUGUCCGAGACAGAAGAUUGCCUUGGAGUCUACUGCCCACCGACAUAACUCCAGCUGAAAAAGCGCGUACACUAGCUGUGUACAUAAAACUAAUGUCUAUAGAUAAUUAUAGGCAGGCCAGACAACGCACAAACCUGGCCGCCUGGCCACCACCAAUAGAAAUCAUAGAAACCACCACCAAAUCACACCCUGUGAGGUCUACUCGCAGCGGACGCUCAGUUCCUAUUUAUGCCGAUUUUGAUGAGGAUUCCUCCGACUUUGAUUGUAUUGUGACAAAAACAAAGAAGAGAAAAGUUUCUAGCUCGGAUGAUAAAGAUGCUACAUACUCUGGAAAAGUGUUAAGUUUGAAGCGAAAGACCAGUAAAGAUGAGAAUAUAAGACCUAUAAAAGAACCAAAACUAACUAGUGACUCGGUAAAAAGUAAAUCUGAUUCUGGCAACAAACCUUUAACUGAUAAACAGAUAGACCUUUGUCUAUUAAUUGAAGAUUAAGGCAGUUUUGAUCAUUAUCAAGACUACUGUUUGUUAUGUAAUAUAAUUAGCAAUGGUUGGCUAAAAUAGCUUUUAUUAAUAAGAAAACAAGAUCUAUGGUGUUCUGAUUUGUAUAGAAUAGAAAAACAAUAUUUUAUGUUGCAUUUUAUGGUGAUUGUGUCUUGAUGAUCUUGUCAUGUGAUCGCUGAAAAUUGUUAAUAUUUUAUAAAUUUGUAGAGUAUAUUAAAUUUACUGCAAAAUCCUAUAGAGUAAGAAUUUCUGUUUAACAGCUGUUUCUUAGAGAGAUUUAUUUAUUACUCUUAAAUUUAAUAACGAUUUUCUGUGAAACUCGUCAUUGAAGUUAGGUAAUCAUUAACCCGUUGAUCGUGAUAAAACGAGACACAAAUCACAAUAGAUAUUCUAUUGUGUCUCGUUCACCGGUGAGCGUACGGGGCUUGAUGACUUAAAUGUGUCUUGAGAGUGGCCGAAAGUUUUAUAGGUUGUAUUUGUCGUUAUUUUGUCUGUUAUUGGUAUGUUUCCUUUUUUUUAAUAUAAUUUAUGAGCAUAAGCUGAUAUCUAAAGAGGAUAACAUGUUAUUUGAGUUAUUUUUAUUUUUACACUCAAAAUAAUAAUAUUAUAGCUUCGUGUGUUAGUAGCCUAAACAGCUAGGUACUAAUAUUGCCUGGUGUCGUUAAAUGCCUUGUAUUUUACUUGUAUAAAACCUAAUUUUUAUUUAGCUAUAUCUACAAUUUUACCUAGUCGAGAUUUAAAUUAAAAUAGUAAGUACUCGUGUUUGAUUAUAAUUUUAUUUUCUACAAUAUUUAAUAGUUAAUUUGGUAGCAUCCUUGUAUUGUUUUGUCUUAAAUUUUGCUUGAAAAUGUACACAUAGCUAUAAAUAAAAGUUUUA
This is a messenger RNA of Aricia agestis (brown argus), 1924 nucleotides long. RefSeq lists its product as uncharacterized. The transcript is spliced from 3 exons. The record is from RefSeq and is a predicted model, not a curated record. Lineage: Eukaryota; Metazoa; Arthropoda; Insecta; Lepidoptera; Lycaenidae. The coding region runs from base 319 to 1038 and encodes 239 amino acids.